Molecule: messenger RNA, 1284 nt
Organism: Nymphaea colorata (pocket water lily)
Lineage: Eukaryota; Viridiplantae; Streptophyta; Magnoliopsida; Nymphaeales; Nymphaeaceae
Product: ATP-dependent Clp protease proteolytic subunit-related protein 2, chloroplastic
Exons: 10
Coding region: 48-1127 (359 amino acids)
Biological process (GO): protein quality control for misfolded or incompletely synthesized proteins
Cellular component (GO): endopeptidase Clp complex
Molecular function (GO): ATPase binding; serine-type endopeptidase activity; ATP-dependent peptidase activity
Source: RefSeq, a predicted model, not a curated record
UAGUUUGAAGGAUAGAUCCACAGAUUCGGGAUCCAAACGGAUCUCAGAUGAUGUCAAACGCAGCCUUAUUGAUUGGUUCGGACCUAUGUCCGCCGUCUCCGCGGAGAGCGGUCUAUCCAUUUUCUUCUCUCCGUCGGUACCCCGAAGCCGGAGCAGCGAGGCCGUCCAGUGCCCGUGGCCGGGCAAGCGAGCAGUUGGUCGGAGGACUUCAGUUUCUCGAGGGGACCCCUAGGCUUCAUCCAUCUGCACCGCCCGCUAGCCCAUCGAUCAGGAUGACGGUGGCGCUUCAUUCGUUGGGUUCGCCCUGUCUUUACUCUCCUGCGGGCGAUUCCCAUCCUUCUGUCAGUUGCACGAACAAGGUCUUCGUCGGAUUGAGGCCCCAUUCGACUGGGAAACCUAAUUUGACUGUUGAGUUCCAUGAUAAGGUGCAACAAAGUCUUAAAUCAAGUGGUAUAAGCAGGAAAGCAACACGUGCACGUGUUAAAAUGAUGCCAAUUGGGACACCUAGAGUGCCAUAUAGAACUCCUGGUGAAGGUUCAUGGCAAUGGGUUGAUUUGUGGAAUGCACUUUAUAGGGAGCGGGUCAUCUUUAUUGGGCAACAUAUUGAUGAGGAAUUCAGUAAUCAAAUACUGGCGACAAUGCUUUACCUAGAUAGCUUGGAAUCGUCAGAGAAACUUUACUUAUAUAUCAAUGGUCCUGGUGGCGAUUUAACCCCCAGCAUGGCGAUAUAUGAUACUAUCCAGAGCUUAAAGAGUGCUGUUGGCACAAGGUGUGUUGGCUAUGCUUAUAAUAUGGCAGGGUUUCUUCUUGCAGCUGGAGAGAAGGGUAGUCGUCUUGCCAUGCCUCUGUCAAGAAUUGCUCUGCAGUCACCUGCUGGGUCUGCUCGUGGCCAGGCUGAUGAUAUUCAAAAUGAAGCCAAUGAGCUCAUUAGAAUUAGGGACUACCUAUUCCAGGAACUAGCUACAAAGACUGGACAACCUGUAGAAAAGGUACAUAAGGAUCUUAGUCGGAUGAAGCGCUUCAAUGCCCAGGAGGCUCUGGAGUAUGGGCUAAUUGACCGCAUAAUCAGGCCGUCUCGUGCAAAGGCCGAUCCUCCCCGCAGGGAACCAGCAGGCGGUCUUGGUUAAAGGUUUCUCACAGGAUUUACAUUUGUAAAGAUUGGAGAUGAAAAAUUUUCCCAACAUGCAUUCUCUUUCAGAGCGAGAGAAAGAAUUAUUAACUACUUCUACGCUUGUGGUUCCUGAUCCAUUGUUAAAAUGGUGAAUUCCAGUUUUGCUUAGGCCA